AUGGAUGUUUCUCAUGAAGAACCUGAGCUCCAGCCCGAGGAGACAGAAGAGAAUGACCUGAACAGAGAAAAGACUGAGAAUGAUUCAGAGGCAUCCUGUACCUUCACUAGAAGAGAAAGCAAGGAGAAUCCUCUGAAAACAAACAGGAUGGAUGUUUCUCAUGAAGGAACUGAACCCAAGCCAGAGGAGACACCAGAAAAAAGGAGGAGAACAGACAGAGAAGAGAACAAUCUGAACAGAGAAAAGACUGAGAACAAUUCAGGGGCAUCCUCCUCCCUAAAAAGAAGAGAAAGCAAGGAGGAUACUCUAAAAAGAAAGAGGAUGGAUGUUCCUGAUGAAGAAACUGAGCCUAAGCCAGAGGAGACACCAGAAAAAAGGAGGAGAACAGAGACAGAAGAGAACCAUGAAAAGACAGAAAAGACUGAGAAUGAUUCAGAGGCAUCCUGCUCCUUCACUCGAAGAGAAAGCAAGGAGAAUCCUCUGAAACGAAAAAAGAUGGAUGUGUCUCAUGAAGAACCUGAGCUCCAGCCAGAGGAGACACCAGAAAAAAGGAGGAGAACAGAGACAGAAGAGAACCAUGAAAAGUUAACAGCAAAGUUUCAUGGACGCUACACUGUGGGAAAUCUGCUGGGAGAAGGAGGCUUCGGUGCCGUCUAUGCAGGCCUUCGGAAGUCAGAUGGGAAAAAGGUGGCCAUUAAAUUUGCACUCAAGCAAGAAUAUGAACCAUUUAUCACUCUUCCCGGUGACACACGCAGACUCCCUGUUGAGGUGGCGCUAAUGGAGCUUGUGUGCAAGCCGCCUCGCUGUCCAUAUGUGAUAGAGCUGCUGGAAUGGUUCGAGACACCCACAUCUUUCAUCUUGGUCCUGGAGCGGCCCGACCCCUGCGUUGAUCUUUACAAGUACUGUAGACGUCUACACAAAAGCAUGUCUGAAUCUCUGGCUCAGAUCAUCAUGGAGCAAGUAGUUCGAGCUGCAUGUCACUGCCGAGACCGGGGUGUGCUCCAUCGAGACAUCAAGGAAGAAAACAUUCUCCUGAACCCUCACACCCUGGAAGUGAAGCUGAUCGAUUUCGGCUGUGGUGAUCUACUUAAGGACACCCCCUACACGGAAUAUGCGGGCACUCCAAUCUUCUUCCCACCUGAAUGGAUCGUCGAACAAAAGUACGAGGCGGAACCUGCUACUGUCUGGGGUCUGGGUGUACUCCUGUAUAGCCUGUUGUGUGGAGAAGAGCCUUUUUAUGAACGCGUCGAGAUUGUUAAAGGCAAGCUGCACCUCCCUAAAGAUCUGUCUAAAGCUUCCUGCAGUCUGAUAAGGUGGUGCCUGGAACGGGAUCCUCUAAGACGACCAACCCUCAAGCAGAUCCUCACACAUGACUGGUUCUGA
Messenger RNA from Pangasianodon hypophthalmus (striped catfish), 1383 nucleotides. RefSeq names its product serine/threonine-protein kinase pim-2-like. Gene Ontology annotation, cellular component: cytoplasm. The transcript is spliced from 6 exons. Bases 1 to 1383 code for a protein of 460 amino acids. The record is from RefSeq and is a predicted model, not a curated record. Gene Ontology annotation, biological process: regulation of mitotic cell cycle; negative regulation of apoptotic process; protein autophosphorylation. Lineage: Eukaryota; Metazoa; Chordata; Actinopteri; Siluriformes; Pangasiidae. Gene Ontology annotation, molecular function: ATP binding; protein serine/threonine kinase activity.